Messenger RNA from Candida tropicalis MYA-3404, 1017 nucleotides. Its product is annotated as t-SNARE syntaxin. NCBI's taxonomy places the organism in Eukaryota, Fungi, Ascomycota, Pichiomycetes, Serinales, Debaryomycetaceae. Gene Ontology annotation, molecular function: SNAP receptor activity; SNARE binding. The record is from RefSeq and is a predicted model, not a curated record. Gene Ontology annotation, cellular component: Golgi membrane; SNARE complex; endomembrane system. The transcript has a single exon. Gene Ontology annotation, biological process: endoplasmic reticulum to Golgi vesicle-mediated transport; vesicle fusion; intracellular protein transport. The coding region runs from base 1 to 1017 and encodes 338 amino acids.
AUGUCUUUAUCCAUUCAGAAUCGAACAAUAGAGUUCCAACAAUGUGUCUCAACAUAUGAUAAGAUCAACAAAAAGCAACAUAAGCAAGCUACUUCAAACAAUCAUAAUACCUCGCCUCCUAAAAAAUCACAUUUCAGUCAGCAAGCCAGUCUUAUAGCUAAAGACAUAUCCCAUGUUACUGAACUAUUAAGUAAAUUGGCUAUUUUGGCAAAGAGAAAGCCGAUAUUUGAUGACAAGCCCAUCGAAAUAGGAGAACUAACAUAUGUUAUCAAGCAAGAAAUUUUCAAGAUUGAAACCAACAUCCAAAACUUACAGAAAUACUUAAAGGGUGACACAUCAGUUACAAUUGAUUCACAAACUACCCAGUUCUCAAAGAAUGUGUUGACUUUAUUGAAUUCUAAAAUGAAGAAUGUAUCAGGAGAGUUCAAAAAUGUUUUGGAAAUUAGACAAAAGAAUGAAAUCAUCAACAAAAACAGAACUGAAAACUUCUUAUCUUCAGUAUCUGCAUCGAGAAGUAGCAACAACCAAUCACCUUUAGUUGACAACACGAAUCUUUCGUUGAGUAAUUUAAACGAAAAUCCAUUUUUAGCAUCAUCGCCACCUGAACAGUUGCCAUUCGACCCCGAUGCAGAUCCAGACUCCAGUGUACCAUAUUCUAACGGCAAUGGAGGUGAAUACUUAUCCUUACCUUCUCAAACACAACAGAUGUUGUUGAUGGAAGAACAACAAUAUGGCAACCAACAAUAUUUGCAACUGAGAAACCGAGCUGUGGAGAGUAUUGAAAGUACAAUUAAUGAAGUGGGAAAUUUGUUUCAACAGUUGGCUACCAUGGUCACUGAACAGGGAGAACAAAUCCAAAGAAUUGAUGCUAAUGUCGAAGAUAUCAACAUGAAUAUUAGUGGAGCUCAAAGAGAAUUAUUGAAGUACUAUGCUCAUAUCACCAGCAAUAGGUGGUUGUUCUUGAAGAUUUUCGGUGUAUUAAUAGUAUUUUUCUUCAUUUGGGUAUUGGUUAGUUAG